This is a messenger RNA of Procambarus clarkii (red swamp crayfish), 1998 nucleotides long. RefSeq lists its product as uncharacterized. The record is from RefSeq and is a predicted model, not a curated record. NCBI's taxonomy places the organism in Eukaryota, Metazoa, Arthropoda, Malacostraca, Decapoda, Cambaridae.
AUGACCCUCGUAGAAAAUGAUUGUCUUUUUGUCAGUCUGUUUGGGAGCAGCAGCAGCCCUAGUAGCAGCCCUAGUAGCAGCCCUAGUAGCAGCCCUAGUAACAGCCCUAGUAGCAGCCCUAGUAACAGCCCUAGUAGCAGCCCUAGUAACAGGCCUAGUAGCAGUCCUAGUAGCAGCCCUAGUAGCAGCCCUAGUAGCAGCCCUAGUAACAGCCAUAGUAGCAGUCAUAGCAGCAGCCAUAGUAGCAGUCAUAGUAGCAGCCCUAGUAGCAGCCUUAGUAGCAGCCAUAGUAGCAGUCAUAGUAGCAGCCAUAGUAGCAGCCCUAGUAGCAGCCAUAGUAGCAGCCCUAGUAGCAGAACUAGUAGCAGCCAUAGUAGCAGCCCUAGUAGCAGCCAUAGUAGCAGCCCUAGUAGCAGCCAUAGUAGCAGUCAUAGUAGCAGCCUUAGUAGCAGCCCUAGUAGCAGCCAUAGUAGCAGCCCUAGUAGCAGCCAUAAUAGCAGCCCUAGUAGCAGCCAUAGUAGCAGCCCUAGUAGCAGCCAUAGUAGCAGCCCUAGUAGCAGCCAUAGUAGCAGCCUUAGUAGCAGCCAUAGUAGCAGCCUUAGUAGCAGCCAUAGUAGCAGCCAUAGUAGCAGCCCUAGUAGCAGCCCUAGUAGCAGCCCUAGUAGCAGCCCUAGUAGCAGCCCUAGUAGCAGCCCUAUUAGCAGCCCUAGUAGCAACCCUAGUAGCAGCCAUAGUAGCAGCCCUAGUAGCAGCCCUAGUAGCAGCAACAGUAACAGUCCUAGUAGCAGCCAUAGUAGCAGCUCUAGUAGCAGCCCUAGUAGCAGCCCUGUUAGCAGCCCUAGUAGCAGUAAUAGUAGCAGCCAUAGUAGCAGCCCUAGUAGCAGUCCUAGUAGCAGCCCUAGUAGCAGAAAUAGUAGCAGCUCUAGUAGCAGCCCUAGUAGUAGCCCUAGUAGCAGCCCUAGUAGCAGCCAUAGUAGCAGCCCUAGUAGCAGCCCUAGUAGCAGCCCAAGUAGCAGCCAUAGUAGCAGCCCUAGUAGCAGCCCUAGUAGCAGCCCUAGUAGCAGCUCUAGUAGCAGCCCUAGUAGCAGCUCUAGUAGCAGCCCUAGUAGCAGCCCUAGUAGCAGCCGUAGUAGCAGCCAUAGUAGCAGCCAUAGUAGCAGCCCUAGUAGCAGCCCUAGUAGCAGCCCUAGUAGCAGUCAUAGUAGCACCCCUAGUAGCAGUCCUAGUAGCAGUCAUAGUAGCAGCCCUAGUAGCAGUCCUAGUAGCAGCCCAAGUAGCAGUCCUAGUAGCAGCCCUAGUAGCAGCACUAGUAGCAGCCCUAGUAGCAGCCCUAGUAGCAGCCCUGAAGCAGCCCUAGUAGCAGCUCUCAAUAGUAGCAGCCCUAGUAGCAGCCCUAGUAGCAGCCCUAGCAGCAGCCCUAGUAGCAACCCUAGUAGCAGCCCUAACAGCAGCCCUAGUAGCAGCCCUAGUAGCAGUCAUAGUAGCAGCCCUAGUAGCAGCCCUAGUAGCAGCCAUAGUAGCAGCUCUGUUAGCAGCCCUAGUAGCAGUCAUAGUAGCAGCGCUAGUAGCAGUCCUUGUAGCAGCCAUAGUAGCAGCCCUAACAGCAGCUCUAAAAACAGCCCUAGCAGCAGCCCUAGUAGCAACCCUAGUAGCAGCCCUGUUAGCAGCCCUAGUAGCAGUCAUAGUAGCAGCCCUAGCAGCAGCCCUAGUAGCAGUCAUAGUAGCAGCCCUAGUAGCAGCCCUUGUAGCAGCCAUAGUAGCAGCCCUAACAGCAGCUCUAAAAACAGCCCUAGCAGCAGCCCUAGUAGCAACCCUAGUAGCAGCCCUGUUAGCAGCCCUAGUAGCAGUCAUAGUAGCAGCCCUAGCAGCAGCCCUAGUAGCAGUCAAAGUAGCAGCCCUAGUAGCAGUCAUAGUAGCAGCCCUAAUAGCAGCCCUAGUAGCAGCCAUAGUAGCAGGCCUAGUAGCAGCCCUAGUAGCAGCCCUAGCAGCAGCCCCUAG